Haliotis rufescens (red abalone) is the source of this 3236-nucleotide messenger RNA. Its product is annotated as ras-related protein RABC2a-like. The transcript has 3 exons. The record is from RefSeq and is a predicted model, not a curated record. Bases 769 to 1437 code for a protein of 222 amino acids. Gene Ontology annotation, biological process: regulation of exocytosis; protein secretion; protein localization to plasma membrane. NCBI's taxonomy places the organism in Eukaryota, Metazoa, Mollusca, Gastropoda, Lepetellida, Haliotidae. Gene Ontology annotation, molecular function: GTPase activity; GTP binding. Gene Ontology annotation, cellular component: endosome; synaptic vesicle; plasma membrane.
AAGGCUAUAGCUUAGGUGUCGCAGUGGAGUGCCUCACCACAAGAGCGGUGGCUGUGACUAAAAUAGCUCUGAUGAGAUUCGAAAGAUUGCAUCGAGCCUCCGAGUCUUGUGAUAGGACCAUACUCCAGUAACACAACACCUUGACAUGGCUUUAUCAACAAUAGACGAAGUUAGCUUGGCAACGACAGACGGAUUCACAUCGGAUGCUGUUCACGUGUGAGACUGUGUCAGUAACACUGAGCAUAUUUAUAUAUUGAGGCUACUGAUUACUCUUGAUUAACAAGCUGGAGAACUGUGGAUAUAUGAUUGGUAACAUUCGUUUUUCAAUGAGCCAAUUAGAUUGUGUCGUUUAUAUUUGAGCUGUUACUAUAUCUGACUGUUACUCGAAGAGAAUGCACAUGCGCUGUUGUAUGGACAGUACUGCCGAAGUAAUUAACACAUGCGGACGGACAUAUGGCAUUGUGUUGGUCAAAUUUCCUUUAUAAGUGAGAGAGCUAUACUUGGCUGUUGUACACGCAACCUGUGACUGGCUUGAACGGAUGGAUGAUCAGCAUUUAACAAAAGACCGCCGUGUGUGCUUGGAAUCAAGCAAGGUGCACCACUCUGCCUCGUCUCAUUAAUGAGAAACGCGGAAUAAAUUCCAAAUGGGUGGUGACGAGUUUGAAUAAGCCUGAGCCCGGCUCAUUCCUACCAUUGAUAAACACGUGGAAUUCUGGCUUCUCUUUGUGUCGGCUUGAAGACGAAAACAUACCUGUUGGAUUCGUGUGAAUGAAACGAGCCCUCCGAAGAAGCGAGUAUAUAUCAAACGAAAACAUGACUCAUUACGAUUACAACGUUAAGAUCAUCCUCCUGGGAGACUAUGGUGUGGGCAAGAGUACCCUGAUGAACUAUCUUGGAAAACAAAAGGAGGGAUCAGUCAGAUGCUGCUGUGCGCGUUCCAACAGGAAUGGCUACGUGGAAAUUGAGGUUAACAGGAAUGAUAAGUGCAUCUUAGCAAGACUAACCGACACUGGAGGCCAAGAGCGUUACCGCAGCCUAACCUCAUCCUACUACCGAGGUGCACAUGGCUGUAUCCUGAUGUAUGACGUCACAAGGGAGGAGACGUUUCAUAAUAUGCAAAAUUGGUCUGCCGACUUAGAGACAUACGGCCCUGUUCAACACGUCUCAUCAAUAAUGGUGGGCAAUAAAUGCAUGUCACCGGAACGGGAAGUGACGCGACAAAGGGGAGAUAAGCACGCCGAGCACUUGGAACUUCCCUACACAGAAAUCGACGUGGCAAAGAACUACAACGUCAUUCGACUGUUCGAGAAGCUGAUAGACAAUAUCAUGGAAGUCGCGUCCAGGAAAAACUCUCUGGCAUUGGAGAUUAAACCACUGUCACUGAGAAAGGAUUCGAAGGAGUCCCUCGCUCCUGAAAACAGUUGUUGCUCAUGUUGAGGCUUGUCAUAUAGAUGUCGCUUCCAGAUGUACUGGAACCGGUUUAUGGUUCUGGAUUGGGACUUCCAUGUUGUAUCUAUUUCGUGUACUGUUUUCAGUACUGUAAUGCACCGUUUGACGUUAGUACGUGUUCGGUGAUGUAGAACAGUUUAGUGCUAUGUUUCCUUUCACGUCGUAGGUUUGUUAUCACACCGCAGAGACAACAAGCACGUAUUUCAAAGAACAACCAAGCGGCACGGACUAUAUAGACUCACAGUGUUUUGCGGAUCAACAUAGUACUAAAUACUUCAAACUAUAAUGCCCGGAAGACUGUAAAAAAAUAUAAUCCGGGUGUUUGAUGAUUGCUGGUUUCAGGGAUCUCCACUGCAGGAGCACAUAAAAUAGAACCAGCACAUCCUACCACAUGUGGGAAAAUAGUAUAUGGCAAACAUGCGCAGCCUUAAGAGCUUGUUGUUUAAGGUGGCGUCAAUCUUCAUACUGUGAUAACAUCAACAAUGAAACAAAAUCCCAUAUCGCAGUUCGUAUAUCGGACCAGUCUAUCUGCCCUAUGUGUAAAACACUGUUGGGAAUGAACUGAACAUUUGAUACUAAGCUUUUGAAAUGUAAUUUAAAAAAUGGAUCGUAUUUAUUGUCAUCAACGUUCAUUUCCACCCAGCACCAGCCCGCAUUUUGUCUUCAUCCCUUUGUCAAUUACACAUUACACAUGGACUCUAGGGUCCUCAUCACCGGCUUUCAUUCAGUGUAGUAGUGACAGACGUAUCUAAGGAGUGAAGUGUAAAUCUCCCCAAAGUAAAGAAAGCCCUACUCCGUGUAUGAAGUUUAAGACUUUGAAACAAUGUGUAGAGUAGAGGCGACAAGGCCAUGACACAUGUAAUCUAAACAUUGGCCUGAGCACUCGAUGUUUUCGUCUCGCAGGUAACAGGUAUUUGUUUGAUUCCGUAUUCCUCGCGGCCGUAUUCUUCACGGGUGGUCGGUCGACUCGGAGUCAGUAUACUGUGUCUGAGUGUCUGAGUGGAGUAUUUAUGCAUGUGGCAUGGUACUUCAGUGGGCUAGCACUAUAAAAUCUACACACACACACACACACACACACACACACACACAUCAUGCACGUCGAUAUAUAAACGCGACGUUAAACCCAAUUUCUCCUCAUCGAGAAGCAUCGAAUGAAAAGAAUUUAGAGAUAAUUAUUUUGCAGUGCCAAAAAUAAUAAUUUGAAAAUUGAAAAGAAUAACCACAACAAUAACAUUACGAUUUGGAUUAUAAACGGACAAAGACAUCACCAUCAACAUAGAAAAAAUAAUUUAAAGAAGUUGACACUCAUGACAAUUCGGUUUUAAUAUAAUGACCCAUGGCUCAUGUGUUUAUACUAAUUAAUGAUAAAAUAAGGUUACGUAUAUAUCAUGUUUCCACUUUCAUCAGUAAUUCUAUCAAAAUAUAACCUUGCAUGUGACUGCAUAACUUCAGAAUGCAAUGAGUGCAGUUCAGACGUGGGAGCACAGGAUGGCACUCAUGCAUUGGUGCGUAAUACACGUGUACGCAUUGUGGUUAAACCAAGCCGUGUCUGCAAUAUUCUUGAACAUAUGUUAUUUGUCUAUUUAUUUGUUUUUGUUUAUAGGGCAUUGAAGUAAACCCACUCGUGAUGUUAGUUGUACAGUGGACACACCUUUGGAGAACAUCGGCUUUGUAAUACUUCGAAUUACAUUUGUUUGUUUGUUUGUUUUUUAACGCCGCACUCAGCAAUAUUCCAGAUACAUGACGGCGGUCUGUGAAUAAUCGAGUCUUGACCAGACAAUCCAGUG